CGCAGGCAGACCGGGUCGAUCAAGAAAUCUGGUGACCCAAAAAACUUUGAGCGUCCAGUGGCAGUCGGGGAGGAGGAUCAGCCGCCCCGAGAAGCUUCUCAGGGCGGAGACUUCGUCGAGUCUAAGCCGGUGGACGUCAACAUUGCCUUGAGCUGGGAACUCUUUGAGGUGAAGCAAGGAACAGAGACAGUGCGUGAGUAUUAUAAAGAGUUCCUUAAGAAGGUCAAGAACCUGGGAAGAGAGUUGGAGGAAGAGGAGCUGGCGUGUCUGUUCCAGGAAGGGCUACUCGAGGAGUUGCACGAAGGGGUACGUGCAGCGAACUGCGGAUGGAUCCUCAAUUAUGUGUCAGAUGUAGUAGAUGAAGCUGAGAAGGUAGAGGCCAAACUUAGAAGCACCAAGGAAAAGGUGCCGCUCGUGUCUAAGGAACUUGCUGAUGUUGAUUUGGGCCAACGCGCAUUCGAAGAUGAGGUGGAGAGCAAACCCUAUGAUCCGGAAGACGAUGUCAUGCAAGUUUGAGGUGGCUAGAGUCAACAUAAGGUUUUGAGUCGUGUGGAUUAUGUUUGGUUUUCCUUUUCGUUGGUUUGAUGAUUUCGUGUUCAGUUGAACUGGUUUGGUUGUUUCUUUCAUUUGAUAUU
Messenger RNA from Arabidopsis lyrata subsp. lyrata, 635 nucleotides. RefSeq lists its product as uncharacterized. The transcript has a single exon. The annotation marks the transcript as partial. NCBI's taxonomy places the organism in Eukaryota, Viridiplantae, Streptophyta, Magnoliopsida, Brassicales, Brassicaceae. The record is from RefSeq and is a predicted model, not a curated record.